Molecule: messenger RNA, 1776 nt
Organism: Pristis pectinata (smalltooth sawfish)
Lineage: Eukaryota; Metazoa; Chordata; Chondrichthyes; Rhinopristiformes; Pristidae
Gene: st6galnac5a
Product: ST6 (alpha-N-acetyl-neuraminyl-2,3-beta-galactosyl-1,3)-N-acetylgalactosaminide alpha-2,6-sialyltransferase 5a
Biological process (GO): ganglioside biosynthetic process; oligosaccharide metabolic process
Molecular function (GO): alpha-N-acetylgalactosaminide alpha-2,6-sialyltransferase activity
Source: RefSeq, a predicted model, not a curated record
CAUCGCAUCGAGUGCAAUAUUUGCAGAAUGAGCGUGUGAUUUUUCUGUGCAACCACUGCCGAAAAGCCAGCGGAUGGAGAGGUGCAGGUAGAGAGAUGGGAUCGAAACCCAGGAGCAGAGAAACAGAAUGAAGAAACUGGUGCGACCUCUAAUCGCAGUGUUUUUGGGGCUUUCCACGUGCGGGACCCUACUGGUGCUGUACACCGCUAAAGGCGAGCGGGGUGCCGGCUCCAAGCCACCCUACAGUGCAGAGGGAGCCAGCAGAGUGACAGAUGGGCAUCCGGAGCCAGUGCCAGUGCUAACGGGAUACAUCAAUUUCAUCGACCGUAAGGGUCUGCAGGUGCACUGUAACAGCUGUGCUCUGGUCACCAGCUCUGGACACCUCAUCAGGAGCAGGCGAGGGGCAGAGAUCGACCGCGCGGAGUGCGUCAUCAGGAUGAACGACGCGCCAACACGGGGCUACCAAGAGGACGUGGGCCGGAGGACCAGCCUGCGGGUGGUGGCUCACUCCAGCAUCCAGCGGCUGCUGCAGAAGGGCGGCGAGCUGCUCAACGCCAGCCAGGACCCGGCCUUCAUCUUCUGGGGCCCCAGCAGCUACAUGAGGAGGGACGGCAAGGGGCGGCUGUACAACCAGCUGCAGCUCAUCCAUCGCAUCGUGCCCCGGCUGAAGCUGCACACCAUCACCCGGCAGAAGAUGCUGCACUUUGACCAGCUCUUUGAGAGAGAGACCGGCAAGGACAGGAAAACCUCCAAUUCAUGGUUGAGUACUGGCUGGUUCACCAUGAUCAUCGCUCUUGAACUUUGUGACAGAAUUGAUGUCUACGGCAUGGUCCCACCUAACCUCUGCAGGGACCCCACUCACCAACAGGUGCCCUACCAUUACUACGAGCCCUCAGGAAUCGACGAGUGUACGAUGUACAUGUCACACGAGCUCGGCCGCAAGGGGAGCCACCAUCGCUUCAUCACGGAGAAGCGCGUGUUUGCCAGGUGGGCAAAGAAAUACAGCAUCCACUUCCACCAGCCGGACUGGGAGCCAGACUCAGAGUCGGCAGCUGCCAAUCGCACAGACGCUGAAGCCAGCCAAUGAGAAGGAAACGCAGCACUCGGAACGACCAGCUGAGCGCCAGGCUCGAGGGACUGUCCACCGAUUUCUUUCUUAUAAACCACUAUCCUGUGAAAGACAGAGAAGCUGCGUUUAUAAGACGCCUUUCACAGCCAGAGAUGUGCUUCAGAGGUGUCAUGAUAUGAUUAAAUGGCUGAGGGGAUUGCUGGAUAGCCACUCCAUUCCAACAAAGACGCCCUCGAGGCAGGGACCAGGAACACAACGGCUGUUUUUUUUAAAAUCGUGAGGGACAAUGUUUGAAUUAUUAAUACUGACUUUGUUAAUCUUGCAUGCAGCCUUUUACAAUUCUUGCAGGGUAUUUUUGGAUUUAUGUGUGUGUGUGUGUGUGUGUGUGUGUGAUGUCCCUUUCCCCAAUCACUGACCUGUAAUACUAUUUAUAUCAAAGGACGUUUAUUAUCGUACUGGGCUGCAAUGCAUCACUUUUGAACUUUUGCUGACAUUUUAACCAAAUACCAUGGACUGCUCGGAGUUGUAGCAACUAAUUAAUCUUCCUGUGUGCCAAGGACUCCUUUCACUGUGAGAAAAUAUGUUGGGGAAAUAAAAGUAUCUGCUGAGUAACUCAGAACCAAUAGAUGGUCUGUUCUGAAGUUUGGGAAAGGAGGAGGCAGUUCAGGCCCCUCUUUCCUAUUCUGUCCUUCAACUUGAUCAACAGU